Messenger RNA from Lemur catta (Ring-tailed lemur), 2247 nucleotides. RefSeq names its product 3-oxoacyl-ACP synthase, mitochondrial (gene OXSM). The record is from RefSeq and is a predicted model, not a curated record. Bases 820 to 2205 code for a protein of 461 amino acids. Gene Ontology annotation, molecular function: 3-oxoacyl-[acyl-carrier-protein] synthase activity. Gene Ontology annotation, biological process: fatty acid biosynthetic process. Lineage: Eukaryota; Metazoa; Chordata; Mammalia; Primates; Lemuridae. The transcript is spliced from 3 exons.
AGGUGUGGUAUUUUGAACACUGCCCUAGAUGUGGAGACAAUUUUUAAAAAGUAAAAACUGUUAUAAUUACAAAAGCAUUAGCUAUUGUAGAGAAGGCAGUAAAUAAAGCUAAGCAAAAAUAAGGAGGGAAACAUCAUAAUCAUUGCAUAUUCCUGCAGACCUCCAAAAAUUAUUUUUGAAAAAAUGGAUAUAUACUGUUUUGUAGGUGGAUAUACCUCCUAACAAAUAGUCCCAACAUCUUUGCACAUUAAUAUUCACCUAUAAAAUCCUUUUAAUUGGCUGCAUGACAUGUGGAUGUGUCACAAAAUACAUAAUUUCCUGAUGUUGGGCAUUUUUGUUCUACUUUACUCAUUAUUAUAAAUAACUGUGGGAAGUACAGUAAUAACUUUGAGGCUACAGUAAUUCCUUAAUUCUUUCCUAGGAUUCCAGUAGAACAUGGUGUCUUUUCUCCGACAACACGCAAAUAUUUGGGCAUUCCCAAAGAAAAAUUAUCUUUUGAUGGGCAAAAACACUAUCUCAUCGCGCUAUUAGUAGGUCCUUGACUAUCUGCCAGUCACUGUGGUUCCGACAGUGGUGAGUCUACCCCGGCGAACAGCUACCCGGGCACCGCCCACCAUCUGACCUCCGCCAAGGUGACGCGGCGCAAGGUGAACCGGCUGGAGCCGGCUUGGACGGGACGCGUGCGUGCGACCGCGCAUGUGCAUACGUGCGUGUGCGUGCGCGCGUGCGCCCGAGAGCGCCAUCGCCGAGCAGCCGUGGCCGCGCGUUCUGCGCUAGCCCUGCUACAGGAAUGUGUUUCUGAUCGUCAGAGUCUCAACCAUGUUGUCAAACUGCUUGCAGAAUUUCCUGAAAAUUACAAGCACUCAUCUUGUAUAUUCAAGAUUAUGCCAGCGGUUAACAAGAAGUAAAAGGAGGUUUUUUGGAACUGUGCCAACAUCUAAAUUGCGUAGGCGGGUUGUCAUCACAGGCAUUGGCUUAGUGACUCCUCUUGGUGUUGGAACACACCUGGUAUGGGAUCGUCUUAUCCAAGGAGAGAGUGGAAUUGUUUCAGUGGUUGGUGAAGAGUAUAAGAGUAUCCCUUGCAGGGUUGCUGGUUUUGUGCCAAGAGGUUGUGAUGAAGGUCAAUUCAAUGAACAAAACUUUGUGUCCAAAUCAGAUAUCAAGUCCAUGUCUUCUCCCACCAUCAUGGCCAUUGGGGCUACAGAAUUAGCCAUGAAAGAUUCUGGCUGGCAUCCUCAUUCCGAAGCUGAUCAAGCAGCCGCUGGUGUUGCAAUUGGCAUGGGAAUGAUUCCUCUUGAAGUUGUUUCUGAAACUGCUUUGAUGUUUCAGACAAAAGGUUACAAUAAAGUUAGCCCAUUCUUUGUUCCUAAGAUUCUGGUCAAUAUGGCAGCAGGCCACGUCAGUAUUCGAUAUAAACUCAAAGGCCCCAAUCAUGCAGUAUCCACAGCCUGUACCACAGGAGCUCAUGCUGUGGGAGAUUCUUAUAGAUUUAUAGCCCAUGGUGAUGCUGAUGUGAUGGUGGCUGGAGGUACAGAUUCUUGCAUUAGCCCUUUAUCUCUUGCUGGGUUUUCCAGAGCCCGGGCUCUGAGCACAAACUCAGAUCCUAAGUUGGCAUGUCGACCGUUUCAUCCAAAGAGAGAUGGUUUUGUAAUGGGAGAAGGCGCAGCUGUGCUGGUGCUGGAAGAACAUGAACAUGCUGUUCAAAGAGGGGCACGAAUUUAUGCAGAAAUUUUGGGCUAUGGACUCUCAGGUGAUGCUGGUCACAUAACUGCCCCCGAUCCUGAAGGAGAAGGUGCCUUAAGAUGUAUGGCUGCUGCUGUAAAAGAUGCAGGUGUACAACCUGAAGAGAUAUCUUACAUCAACGCACAUGCUACUUCCACACCAUUGGGGGAUGCUGCUGAAAACAAAGCUAUCAAACAUCUCUUCAAAGACCAUGCAUAUGCCCUUGCAGUUUCCUCAACUAAGGGAGCCACAGGACAUCUGCUGGGAGCUGCAGGGGCAGUCGAGGCAGCUUUUACCACACUAGCUUGUUAUUAUCGAAAACUACCACCUACUUUAAACCUGGAUUGUACAGAACUAGAAUUUGAUCUCAAUUAUGUUCCACUAAAGGCACAGGAAUGGAAAACUGAGAAAAGAUGUAUUGGACUCACCAAUUCCUUUGGUUUUGGUGGUACUAAUGCAACACUUUGUAUUGCUAGUGUGUAGGACAAAUCAUUUGUAAUUAAAUAUAUUGAUUUUUUAAAUGUU